This is a messenger RNA of Labrus mixtus (cuckoo wrasse), 6720 nucleotides long. It is a transcript of the gene znfx1, whose product is annotated as zinc finger, NFX1-type containing 1. The transcript is spliced from 19 exons. Lineage: Eukaryota; Metazoa; Chordata; Actinopteri; Labriformes; Labridae. The record is from RefSeq and is a predicted model, not a curated record. Gene Ontology annotation, molecular function: helicase activity. Bases 207 to 6143 code for a protein of 1978 amino acids. Gene Ontology annotation, cellular component: nuclear RNA-directed RNA polymerase complex. Gene Ontology annotation, biological process: regulatory ncRNA-mediated heterochromatin formation.
ACUGACAGAGAGAGUGCUAGCAGCAGCAGCAGCAGCAGCAGCAGCAGCAGAAGAAGAAGCAAGAACAACAAGGGAGCAGCUCGCAGAGACUAGACUACCGGUCUGAUAAAGAUACAUGUUAGUGUGAAUACCAUUAUCACAACAUUUCAGGCUUGAGAUAAACAGUGACCCUUACCUAAAUCUGAGCAGGUGUCACAUGUGAGCCUAUGGAGGGCUUAAAGGGAUUCAAACUUCAUAAUGGUGAUACUGAUGAAAAUGGAAAUUCUACAGAAGACAAACGCAAAAGAAGCAGACAUCGAGGUGCAAAGAGCAAAAAUAGGGAGGUGACAGAUGGAGGAGCAGAGGGAGGAGGUGGGGGUGAAGGCAUUUGCUGGAGAGGCAUGAUAAGAGGGGGGCAAAUAGGUGCAGGAAGAGAAGGCAGGGUGGAGGCAAGUGCGAUGCGAGGGAGGGGAAGGGGAGGAGGCAGAGGGGCAUGUAGGCAGGUGGGAGGGGCCAGACAAGAAGGAGGAGGGGCAGCAGGAAGUCAGUGGGGAGGAGCCAAACAGAAAAAAAGAGGAGGAGGAGGAGGAGGAGGAGGAGUCGGUAGACAGGGUGGGGGAGCCAACAAGGAAGAAGGGGGAGGAGGGGUAAGACAAAGGGGAGAGCAAGGUCCAACUGGAAAAGAAGGAUGGAGAAGAGGUUCACUAGAAACUGCUGCAAAGAGAGGGGAAGGACAGAGCAUGGAUAGAAGGGGAGGAAAAGACGGAGGGAGGAGACAUGUUAGGGGAGACAGACAAGACAGAAAUGGAGCGAGAGCAAAAUCUGCAGGCGGAAUGGGGGCACCACGGGGCAAUGGUCUGGGCUUUAGAACACUGGAGGAACUCUCUUUAAAGGAGCCGUCUCUGCUGGCCAUCACCCUGUCGACCAAACCGGGCCUACCUGAGGUCCUCAGCGACACGACGAUGAGGCAGGACCUGGUCGAACUCCUCUGCCUGGUUAUGAGUAAAGCCUUCAAAGCCCGGACCAACAGAGGAACCCUGCAGUAUCUGGCCCUCAUCAUAAAAGAUUCCGGGUUUUUCCGCACCGUCCUGCCCCAUUAUCUGGUGGGCAUGGUUUCAGAGUCCAACCCUCACCGCAGGGAACGAUAUCCACUGCAACUGGAAAACAUCCUAGCCAUUCUGUCUGAGGUCCUCAACACGUACCCUGCCAGCUCGUUGGCAACAGUGAGUCUGUUGGUGACACAAAUCAAACCAAUCAUUGACAGGCUCAGGGCAUCAGGAGUCCACAUCCAGCCUCAAGUGGAGGAGAGGGUGGAGGGGGUUCAAGGCCUGAUCGAACACCUUGAGGAGAAAUCCCGGGAGGGAACCCUGCGUUCAGAUAAGGAAACUUACUCCCUAUUAACCAAUGAAGGUGAGGAGGACUUGGAAGAUUUCAGGACCAUUCCCAUUUACCCCACACUUGAGGAGCUCCAUAAGGAAGAAAGGCCUUUCCUCAGACCCAACCUCACCUCGCAGCGCUACACAAACACCCAUGUAUACCUGGACACACACUUCCGAUUACUGAGGGAGGACUUUGUGCGGCCGCUUCGCGAGGGGAUCCAGCAGCUGCUCUGGAACAAAAAGAACAUGGAAAGGAGUGAUAAUACACUGAAGAAGAAGCAGUUUGAUGACAUCAGGGUGUAUUUUGACACAAAGCUGGUGGUGCCAAAGUGCACGCACACUGGGAUUGCUUAUGUAGUCGAGUUUGAUGUGCAGCCACUUAAGUUUGUGCGCUGGGAGAACACCAAGAGGCUAAUCUUUGGAUCCCUGGUCUGUCUGUCUUGUGAUUAUUUUGACACACUCUUGUUUGCAACAGUAUCAGAUCGGGAUCCUAAGGCUCUGUGUAAAGGACAGGUCCAGAUUUCCUUUACUGAAGAAAGCAAAAUCCAGCUGGACACAAUUCAGAAAGGUCAGUCCUUCCUCAUGGUCGAGACUACUGCGUUCUUCGAGGCCUAUCGGUACGUUCUCGAGGGGCUGCAGGAGCAGGAGGAGGACAAGCUGCCCUUUCAGAGAUAUAUCGUGGAGUGCAGCUCAGAUGUGGACCCCCCAGCUUAUCUGCGGCGACAGGACACUUAUAACCUCGCAGCCAUCGCUCUCCCAAAGCACAAGAUUCAACCUUUUCACAGCCUGAACCCAAAGGCAUGGCCCAAGAUGGAGGCGCUGGGGCUGGACGAGUCUCAGAUGAAAGCCGUUCACCUUGCCCUGACCAAGGAGCUGGCGAUCAUACAGGGUCCUCCUGGCACUGGGAAAACCUACGUUGGCCUUAAAAUUGCUCAGGCUCUGUUGACCAAUGAGGUUCUCUGGAGAGAUGACCAGGUCCCGAUGUUGGUGGUGUGUUACACUAACCAUGCCCUGGAUCAGUUCCUGGAGGGUAUCCACAGGUUUCUGAAUGGUGACAUCGUGAGAGUAGGAGGUCGCAGCAGCAGUGAGAUCCUGAAGCCUUUCAUUCUGAGAGAGCUGAUCCACUCAAAGAGUUUGAAAAGAGCGAUGCCCUCACACCUGGGUUUUGCAAAACAUGAGAUUUAUGAGCAGCUGGAAAUGGAGGAGGAGAAGAUCCAGGCUCAGACCCUGAAGAUGGAGUGUUGUUUGAAAGGCGUCCUGCAUGAAAACUUCUUAAUGGGAUGCAUUUCAUCGACACACUGGACCAGUCUGCACCAGCAACCUAUUUAUGAUGGUUUUGACAUGUGGAGUCAGAAGAAGUCCAGUCCCAUGAUGGAGUGGUUGGGUUUGGGUUCCAUCACCAUCCUGCAGGGGGAGACAGAGAACGCAACUGGAUAUGAAGAUCCAGAUCCAGAUCCAGAUCCAGAGGAAGCGAUGUUCUUUCAUGAAGACGACUUCAUUGAAAUCACAGAAGAAGCAGACAUGAUCCUGGCAGACCGGCUUAUUGACGACAGCAUCGGCCCCAAAGAACUCAGGAAGGGACAAAAGGAAAGGGACAUGCAGCAGGCUGCCAGAGAGAUGGAAGCAAUGAUGCUUAAUAUGAACCUCGGUCAAGCUGAAAUCCAGCCUCAACAGGGCGAGGGAGAAUGGGAGGUACAACGUGAAGAGAGAAAAAGGAUAAUGAAAUACAUCAAGAAAGAGCUGCGGGGUACCUCCUCCAUGAGUGAAACAGAAGAGAAGGCUGUCGUGGGCAUUUGGGCUCUGAGCAUAAAGGACAGAUGGAGACUCUAUCGGCUGUGGUUGGCACGCUACAGGGAAGAACUUUACAAGGGCGUCCAAGAGUGUGAACACGCUUAUCAGAACGCCGUGGACAGACUGACUGAAGUUAAAGACCACGAGAGGCUCUGUGUGCUCCGUACAGCGAAGGUAAUCGGCAUGACAACAACAGGCGCAGCCAAGUACCGUAAACUUCUGCAGGAAGUGCGUCCACGUCUGAUCAUUGUAGAAGAGGCUGCAGAGGUUCUCGAGGCCCACACAAUCACCACACUGAGCGAGUCCUGCCAACACCUCAUCCUCAUCGGAGACCACCAGCAGCUGCGCCCCAGUGCCACAGUCUACGAUCUUGCCAGGAACUUCAGCCUGGAGAUGUCCAUGUUUGAGAGGCUGGUGAAGAUGAAAGUCCCUUAUGUCAGACUCAACUACCAGCAUCGCAUGAGGCCAGAUAUUGCCCGUCUGCUGACUCCACAUAUCUACUCAGAGCUGGAAAACCAUUCCUCUGUUUUUGAAUAUGAAAACAUCAAGGGACUCAACACCAAUUUAUUCUUUGUGGAGCACAACCAACUGGAAGAACACAUCAAAGAUGGAAAAAGCCAUAAGAACAAGCACGAGGCAGAGUUUGUAGUCGCUCUUUGCCGCUAUUUUCUCCUUCAGGACUACAAACCAGAGCAAAUUACCAUCCUCACUACCUACACCGGCCAGCUCCAGUGUCUGCGUAGUAUGAUGCCUGCAAAGCAGUUCCAGGGAGUUAAAGUUCAUGUAGUUGACAAGUACCAGGGCGAAGAGAAUGACAUUGUCAUCCUGUCUCUGGUCCGCAGCAACCUGCAGGGCAAAGUUGGCUUUUUGAACAUUCCCAAUCGUGUCUGUGUGGCCUUGUCUCGUGCCAAGAAAGGUCUCUUCUGUAUUUGCAACAGGGAAAUGUUGGGACAAGUCAAACUGUGGAGCAACAUCUUCAGCACCUUGGAGGAGAAUGGCCAAGUUGGAAAAGCUCUGACCCUGUGCUGUGAAAAUCAUCCGGAUCGAAGGGUAAAAGCUUCUUGUGCAGAAGAUUUCGCCCAAGCCCCUGAAGGCGGCUGCACCCAGCCCUGCGAGUUCCGUUUGCAAUGUGGCCAUGUUUGCACAAGAGUCUGCCAUCCCUACGACCCCAAGCACAAGAAGUACAUGUGUGUCAAGAAGUGCCCGAAGACUUUGUGUGAGCUGGAACACAAGUGCCCACUUAUGUGCUACCAAGACUGCCCAAAGAAAUGUCCAGUGAAGGUCGAGAAGAUCCUACCCCAGUGUGAACACAAACAGAUGGUUCCCUGCCAUCAGGACCCCGCGACGUUUACAUGCAAGAAGCCUUGCGAGAGGCUGCUUCGCUGUGGGCAUCUGUGUGACUCGUGGUGUGGGUUAGAAUGCACCAGUAGGUGUAAGGUGGUGGUCACCUUAGAUCUAAGUUGUGGCCACAUCACACAGGAUUGUUGCUUUUACAAAAUGCAGGAUGAGAAACCUGAAUGCAAGUCUCCUUGUGAGCAUCAGCUGAAAUGUGGCCAUGCCUGUCGUGGCACAUGUGGCAGGUGUUUUCAGGGCAGGUUCCACCGCCCAUGUCUUCACCCAUGUGAACGCGGCCUGAUCUGCUCUCACCAGUGCAGGGAGCCUUGCACUCGUGAUUGCCCCCCCUGUCGGAGACCGUGUGAGAAUUGCUGCGUCCACAGCAAGUGUAAGAAAAAAUGUGGAGAGUCCUGUGCACCAUGCAAUGAGCCCUGUUUUUGGCAGUGCGCUCACCAAAGCUGCACCAAGCUUUGCCACGAGCCGUGCGAUCGCCCUCCAUGCACAGAACCGUGCGGCGAGACCCUGGGCUGCGGCCAUCCUUGCAUAGGUCUGUGUGGAGACAAAUGUCCCAGCAAAUGUCGCAUCUGUAAUCACGAAGAGGUCACAGAGAUUUUUUUCGGGACUGAGGAUGACCCCGAGGCAAGCUUCAUUCAGCUGGAAGACUGCGGACACAUCAUUGAAUACUCAGCCAUGGACACGUACAUGGCGAUGGAUGACAACCAGCAGUCAGGGGAGGGAAAGGAGGUGGCGAUAAAACUGAAGGAAUGUCCAAAGUGUCGAACUCCAAUCCGAAAAAAUCUACGCUAUGGUACUCACAUCAACAGCAGUCUGGCUCAGAUAGAGAUGGUGAAAGCGAAAAUCAAUGGGGAUCAGGCAGAUUUAGAAGUGCAGAGGAUGGCUCUUCGAAAGCAGUGGAAGGAAAACCUUCCCAUCUAUGAUGUGCUGAAGCAAAAUGCAUAUAUGCAUAUUCGGGGUCACCUUGAAAAAAGGGAUUUCACAGCUAAUGAUGUGUGGGUCCUUGAGAACAAGAUGGACUUCCUUCUAAGAAUCUCAAAGCUCAGGAAGAUCCAAAUGGAAAAAAUGCAAAGUUUCACGUUUGAAAAUAACGUCGAGGAGUUUACAUGCUGGCUCAAUGACAGAAACCAAAAAUUUACGGAUCAGCAAGUCUUCGAUUUGCAGAGAGAGCUACAGAAACUCACCCUCCUGACUGAACUCCUCAUUCGUUUCAAUAUGGCACAAGAAAGAAGACAAAGUGACAAUAUCAAAACGGAGUUUGAAGCAACAAGACAACUUCUGGAAAAGUCAGGCCAAUUCAGAGAGCAAGAUGAAGACCGAGUCAAAGAAGCGAUGAAGGAACUGGACAAAAAAGUUCCACCCACAGGCUUGAUGAUCAGCGAUGAGGAGAGGAAGAUGAUCGUCUCGGCUAUGCAGAUGCGCCAAGGACACUGGUACAAAUGUCCAAACGGCCAUGUCUACCUCAUAACCGAGUGUGGGGGGGCUAUGGAGAGUCGCAAAUGCCCCGAUUGUGAUGCGGUCAUCGGUGGAGCCAGUCACAGACUUGAGAGUGGCAACCAAGUCGCUUCUGAGAUGGAUGGGGCACAGCACGCUGCCUGGUCUGAAACCAACAACCUUCUCAACUUUGGUGAAUUUAACAUCUAAAAAGGCAACUGUGAGAAAUAUGUCAUAUCUUCAGACAUAAAUGCAGUUGAUGUCAAAGCCUGUGAGGGGCUUAAAGGUGAUGAUUUAGCAACCGCUUCCUUGUUCCUUCCUUUUCUUGUUUGAUCAGUAGGGAUUUCUGCUUAAGUCACUGAACACUGAAAUAACAGAGAAAAUGCAGCUGUUCAUGUCAGUAUGUGUCAAUUACUGUAACUCAUUUGAUAGAUGUAUGAGACGGGGCUUUAUGUUUUUGACCUUCUUAAAUCCUUAAUUGAAAAUGCAGAUGGACAGAAUGAUAGUAAUAAUCUGUGGCACUUUGUGGGGUAGCAGUUUUGAUAAAAUAAAUAUAUUGUUGCAGAGUUCAUGUUCUAAAUCACAGAGUAAGUGGUGUUUCUAAUUUCUGAUGUGUAAAUAAUUUGUCCAACCAUUUCGCAUUCAAGACUUCUUGUGUAACAGUUGUCCCUCGCCUCAACAGCAGGUGGCAGUAAAGCUCUGUAAAAGAUAAUACAGAGAAAGGACUUGAUGGUUCUCAUGUUUGUAACUUGUUUGAAUAGAAUAAAAUGUCUGUGGCUGUUAUUGA